Arachis duranensis is the source of this 585-nucleotide messenger RNA. RefSeq lists its product as uncharacterized. The record is from RefSeq and is a predicted model, not a curated record. The coding region runs from base 1 to 585 and encodes 194 amino acids. The transcript is spliced from 2 exons. NCBI's taxonomy places the organism in Eukaryota, Viridiplantae, Streptophyta, Magnoliopsida, Fabales, Fabaceae.
AUGGAAGCACGGGUUACUGAGGAGCAGGUUGAAAAAGAAGCUCCGGAGGAAGUACAAGCCAAGAAGAAACACGCCCCUGAUAGGCACCCUAACAACCCUUUUCCAUUUGAUGUUGAGCAAUACAAGGUUUUGGAGAAAAUGCCUCUCUAUGUUAAAUUCAUGAAGGAGUUGCUAUCCAAGAAGAGAACUUUAAAGGGAGAUGAGAUAAUGGACCUAACCAAGGAAUGUAGUGCCAUAAUUCAGAGUAAUUUGUCAAGGAAGAUGCCAGAUACAGGGAGCUUUCAAAUUCCAUGCACCAUUAGGAGCAUAACCUUUGAGAAAGCCUUGUGUGAUCUAGGAGCAAGUAUCAAUUUAAUGUCCUUGUUUGUGAUGGAGAAGUUACAAAUCAAAGAGGAGCAACCAACAAGGAUAGCAUUACAAAUGGCGGACAAAUCUCUAAAAUAUGCACAUGGAAUAGUGGAGAAUCUAUUGGUCAAAGUAGGAAAGUUCUUCCUUCCAUCCGACUUUAUCAUUCUUGAUAUGGGAGAGGAUGACAAUACUUCCAUAAUUCUAGGAAGACCAUUUCUAGCAAAUGGGAGGCUCUAA